GCCCAGCGAAAAGAUUGUUUGAAUUUAUAUAUCAAUAUUGAAAGCGUUUGAUUAUUUGAAUUUAUUUCCCUUCAUUUAUUUAGGACACCGUAUAGAAUGACCUACGAUAUUUUUGUUAUGCAAAUUACGUCCACUUAGUGGAGUUCGGUGCAUAGGUACGUUGACGUGUCACUCCAUUUUUGAAAGGUUCAGGAGUCAGACGCCAGUAUCGGCCUCCGCAGUUUGGGGGAAACUUUCUGUUGUUUAAUGUGAUUUAAACGUGGUUUUAUGUCCCGCCAGAAAAGAAUCGAAUAAAAUAUACGUUUAACGACGUUAUAUAUCGGUACGGCGGGAUGUGACGGUUUGUGUUCCUUCUUUCGACUAUCCAUCGCAUUCGAUUCUUUUUCCUGAUCUGGGUUAGAAGAUAGAGGGAAUUCCGGAAACAAUGGCAACCGAGCAAGCAUCUAGGGAUCUCAAGAUCAAGCGGAGAACGGCAAAGGCAAAACUAACUCGGCUGUCGAAUGGUUUGCAACAUUUACUGGAUGAUGACAGGGAUCUUGAUGAGGUAACUGAUAUGUUUAAGGAUUUGAAUGUUGCUUAUCAGGAAUUGGAGGACAGGCACGAAAGGUAUUGUGAGACAAUCGUAGAUGAUGAGGUAUUCAUGACAGAGGAUGCCUGGCUGUCUGAGUGUCAGACAUCAUUCCUUGACAUGCAGAGAAAGGUUAAGGACUAUAGCAAGACUAAGGUUAAGUCUGACAGGUCAACGGAGGAUUCAGUUGUAAACACGGCUACUCCCGAAGUUACUACCAGUAAAUCGGAAGAGGUUUCGUCAUGCAAGGUUCAGGUAGAGCGACCAAAGCUGCCUCGAUUUACUGGAGACGUACGAGACUACAUGACAUUUAAAUCGGAUUUUAAGCAUCUAAUCGAAUCGAGGUAUAGCAAGAGAGAUGCUAUCACAAUUCUGAGAUCCUCUCUAGUGGGAAAACCUCUUGAUCUCAUACGUGGUUUGGGGAACGAUUACGACUCGGCAUGGUCUCAUCUUGACAACAUUUACGGAGACCCGAGAUUGGUAGCUGAUGCUAUCGUAUAUGACUUGGGGAAGUUCCGACCUCUCAAGGAUGGAGAGGAUGGCCGAUUCUGUGACCUUGUUCAUCUUAUCAGGAGAAGUUACAACUCACUGCAAGAAGUAGGUAGGGCGAAUGAUAUGGACAACAAUCAUAUGAUUUCUUUGAUAGAGAGAAAAUUAAGCAGUGAUGAUAGAAAGCUAUGGCUGAGAUUCAUUGACCGAGAGCGAACAGAUGCAUCACUCCAUGCAUUACUUUAUUGGAUGGAACUGGAAUUGAAGACUAGAAUAAGGGCAUCUGCUCCACUUCGUGAUAGUAGAAGUUCUACGAUUGGCCAUAUCUCUCAGGAUGACGGAAGCAAUGAAAGAAAGCCCGAUUUUAAAUGCUGGUUAUGUGAGACGUCUGAUCAUUGGAUCGAUCAGUGCAAGAAAGUGCUUUCGAAAACCCAAGAAGAGCGAUUUCAACUGAUGAAAGACAACAGGGCGUGCUUCAGCUGUCUCAAGAGAGCUGGUAAGGAUCACAACAUGGGGACAUGCAAGCGCAGGAAAAGAUGUAAUGAGGUGAUCAAUACUGGUGAGCAGUGUUCAUCCUACCACCACCCUUUACUCCAUAAGCAGAUUGAGACAGGGAGUGUGGGUGUUGCCAGUAUUACAGGAACACCUGUGCUUCUGCCUGUACUUAAGAUAAAGAUGGCGGGCCCGAAUGGAAAUUGCGAAGGAAAUUGUCUCCUAGACUCGGGAUCUCAGAUGAGUCUCGUAAGGAACGCAGUAGCAGAAGAGUUAGGACUGAAAGGGAAUCCUAUUGUCGCGAAUGUUACCAAGGUCGGAAAUGAAACAGAGGAAUACAACACUAUGCUGUACAAGGUGAAAGUUCAAGGGAUUAAUGGUCAUCAGAGUUACACUAUUUCUGCGGUAGGACUUGAUGUAAUUAAUAACGGCAUUACCCGAGUUAGUGUUGAAGAACUGGGACGGAUGUUCAACCUGAGGAAAGAUGAAAUUCACAGAGGAAGUGGGCCAAUUGAUAUCCUCAUAGGAAUUGACCAUUCCAAAAUGCAUGUAGGGUACACGAAAAUACAAGGGAAUCUCGUGGCCCGUCGCUCGCCGUUAGGCUGGGUCAUUUUCGGAAGUACUACAGAAGGAUACCCAGAAGGAGCAGUUCUCCAUGUCACGAUAAACAGCCCUUUAGAUCUCCGAAAAUCCUUGACAACAGAAGGAAUGAAAGUAUGUAAUGAUCCACAGAGAUGUCAGCACAGUAGGAUGACUGAACAAGAAGAUGAGGAGUUUCGAGUCAUCAGUUCUUCAUGUGAGAAGAUGGAAAAGCAAUGGCUCGACCAAUAUCCUCGGCGGAAAGACCAGUCGCGGCAUAUUCCCCAGAAUGUGAAUGUCGCAGAUGAAGUCAGCAGAUGUGUUAGCCUGGACAAGCUGAAUGACAGGGAGAUGGAAGGUCUUGACUUUCUUUGUAAAACAGUGACAGAACGGCCCGCAGAAGCAAAGCUAGAGGAAAAGCUUCCUGAGGUAGACAGGGAAUUGCGAAUGGAGAGACCAGUUUUGACUGUACAAGAAUCAAAAUCCCAACAUAGAAUCGACUGUCAGCAAUUUUCUAACUGGAGGAAACUUGUGAGGGUGACUUCAUACGUCCUGAAGUUUAUUGGAAAGUUGAAGUCAAAGUCCAAGAGAAUAGUAGAUGAGGACGUCGAAGUCGCCAAUGGUAACCUGACACCAACUGACAUGCAGAAAGGAGAGGACCAUUUGAUAAAGCGUGCUCAUGUAUCUUUGAAGCCCAAAGUAGACAAAGGAGAGCUAAAGGCACUCAAUCCGUAUAGGGAUGAAGCGGGAGUUAUCCGAGUUCGAGGGAAAGUAGAUAGUGCUGACAAGCCAUUUACAAUGAAGCAUCCACCUUUACUCCCUUGCGAACACUGGAUCUCAACCUCGAUUAUUAGGCAUGUUCGUGAUGAUGGUCAUGACGAUGUUGGUACGACUACAGCAAAGGCCAGGAGAAAGUACUGGAUCUUGAAAGCACAUGAUCUGGUCAAGAAGGUAAAGUUCGGAUGUGCAGCUUGCAGAACUUUUGAACACAAACUAGAAUCACAGGGGAUGGCGGAGCUGCAGAGAGGAAGGCUGCAGUCGCAUCCACUGCCAUUCCAAUACUCAUCUUGCAAUUACCAGAGGCCAAUUUGCAGAAUACCCAUAGAGCCUGAUGAGGGGAUCUACUUAAGUCCUAAUGACAUGCUGUUAGGACGAGCUUCAAUUGAUGUAGCUCAACGAGAAAGACAUUGCGUCGAACUGGUACAACGGAUUGUUGACUCAUUCUGGCGUCGAUGGACCAUAGUUAUUCUGCCACUACUAACAUCCGGACGGAAAUGGAACAGGGAUCGUCAGAACAUUCGCGUGGGUGACGUGGUUAUGAUGACAAACUCCAACGCAGUGCGUGGAAAAUGGACAAUCGCGCGUGUCGUUCAAGCGUAUCCAGGACAAGAUGGUAAAAUUCGCAAUGUGAACGUAAAGACAUUAAAUGCAGAAUAUCCCCGACCAAUAACGUAAAUUGGACUGAUAUGUCCUGCGGAAGAAAUGAAGACUAAACUCAAAGAAAAGAAGAAUCAGAAGAUGAAAGGUGAAGAAAGAAGAUGAAGAAAACAAAGAAUAGUAACGUUUAAUGUAAUGUAUGACUCAUGAGACUAACAAUAUCUAAAACAUCUCGAACUAAUCGUGACAAAGUCUAACAAAAUGAAGAGACUAACCAUAAUGUUAAAUACAACACUGAAUGUAACCAUGGUGACGAUAAUUGCAAUGCAAGUUUAACUAAAUAAGAGAAAGUAAGCAUGUAACUUUGUAAUUUGAUAUUUACUAUGUAACUUUAAUUCAAUAUUGACUUUGAAAGUUAAGGACAGGUAAUAUGUGUUGUUAUGAGGAAACAAGACAUUCCUCAUAGGGCGGGGAGGAUGUUUCGCCCAGCGAAAAGAUUGUUUGAAUUUAUAUAUCAAUAUUGAAAGCGUUUGAUUAUUUGAAUUUAUUUCCCUUCAUUUAUUUAGGACACCGUAUAGAAUGACAUACGAUAUUUUUGUUAUGCAAAUUAAGUCCACUUAGUGGAGUUCGGUGCAUAGGUACGUUGACGUGUCACUCCAUUUUUGAAAGGUUCAGGAGUCAGACGCCAGUAUCGGCCUCCGCAGUUUGGGGGAAACUUUCUGUUGUUUAAUGUGAUUUAAACGUGGUUUUAUGUCCCGCCAGAAAAGAAUCGAAUAAAAUAUACGUUUAACGACGUUAUAUAUCGGUA
This is a messenger RNA of Lytechinus variegatus (green sea urchin), 4313 nucleotides long. RefSeq lists its product as uncharacterized. Lineage: Eukaryota; Metazoa; Echinodermata; Echinoidea; Temnopleuroida; Toxopneustidae. The record is from RefSeq and is a predicted model, not a curated record. Gene Ontology annotation, molecular function: aspartic-type endopeptidase activity. The transcript has 3 exons. Gene Ontology annotation, biological process: proteolysis. The coding region runs from base 425 to 3583 and encodes 1052 amino acids.